This is a messenger RNA of Symsagittifera roscoffensis, 743 nucleotides long. Its product is annotated as glutathione S-transferase class-mu 26 kDa isozyme-like. Lineage: Eukaryota; Metazoa; Xenacoelomorpha; Acoela; Convolutidae. Bases 16 to 612 code for a protein of 198 amino acids. Gene Ontology annotation, molecular function: glutathione transferase activity. The transcript is spliced from 2 exons. The record is from RefSeq and is a predicted model, not a curated record. Gene Ontology annotation, biological process: glutathione metabolic process.
CCCUAUCCUCCAGUUAUGGAGUAUCUAGGAUUGCCUUACGAGACCAAAAGCUACGAAUAUGACGCAAUGACCGAAUGGUUCGAAGAGGACAAGCCGAAACUAGGAGCUGAUUUUCCAAACAUCCCCUACCUUAAAAACGGAGACUUCGUCUUUUGUCAAUCUGUGGCAAUUUUGAAGUACCUCGGACGCAAGGGCGUUCUCUAUCCGGCACUCGAAUCCCCAGAGGAAAUGGCGCAACUGGAGGCCCUGAUUGACACCGUUUUGGAUGUUAGAAUGGGCUUCGCCUUCCUGUGUUAUGGUGAUGGUUUCGAGACUAAGAAGAUCGACUUCAUGGACAGAGUUCCGAAGAAGUUAGCUUCAUUUGACAAGAGGCUGUCGACACGCAAGUGGCUCAACGGAGAAAAUUUAUUCAUCGGUGACUUCCAGUUCUGGUCGACCCUGGACUUCAUGGAAUGCAUGGAGCCGAAAAUGUAUGAGAACUUGCCCAAUUUGGUAAGAUACAAGAAAGAUUUCGAGGCUAUUCCUCAGGUUGCAAAAUACCUGGCCAGUGACAAGUUCAAGAAGUUCCCGAUCAAUGGUAAAAUUGCAGCCUGGGGCGGAAAUGCGGAAUGAACUGAAUAAAGAAACAGGUUUAAUUUCAAGGAUUUUCAUAUUUGUAAAAGAUUUAAACACUAGUAAUAAAUUGUUCAUUGAUAUCAAACUGAAUUAAAAUAUAUACAGACUGACUGUCUUGUCGAACAUUU